Limulus polyphemus (Atlantic horseshoe crab) is the source of this 1833-nucleotide messenger RNA. RefSeq lists its product as uncharacterized. The transcript has 4 exons. The coding region runs from base 584 to 1618 and encodes 344 amino acids. The record is from RefSeq and is a predicted model, not a curated record. NCBI's taxonomy places the organism in Eukaryota, Metazoa, Arthropoda, Merostomata, Xiphosura, Limulidae.
UAGUUUGACGGUACUACGUCAACGCUCUUCUUCAGAUCAGUAAAAGAACGUCUUCAUGAAGAUAAAGAGAAGUAAAGAAUUAUCAGUAACAAAGAAAUAACAGCACGAGUUUCAAUUUUCAAGAUGGACAAAUUUAAGUCUGUAACUAUCAACUAAAGCAAACCUAUGAAAAGGUCAUUUUUAGAAGAGAAAACUUUGCUGGACUUAACAUCUUUAAGGACAAACGAAAGAAGAAGACACUAACAACAAAUGAAAUACAAGCUCAAUAAUCUCAGUCUAAAGAUGAACAGGCUACAAGAAUAAGGGGUACUGUAAUCUGAGUUGGUUUCACGAACUACAGCUAUUAAUAAAGACUGUUCAUAGAGAAAUUUCCCCUAGACAUUCGUAGCUUAGUGAAUCAGUUACGUAAUAUUCUGAGACACAUUCGAAACUUUUAUUGCCAAAUCGCACUAUCCAAACUACAUUACUUCUUCCUGGUAAAUAUGGUAUACUAGUGACAUCAGUGAAAGAUUGUUAAAGUCAUGGGCACCUCUGGUCUUUACUAAUAAAAGCACUUGGUUACAGGUAUAACAAAACCAAAAUCAUGUCCAUGUUGGCGAGAAAAGGAACCAUGGUGCACCGUAAAAGUACUCGUCGGGCUUCCCAACCUGCCAUGCGACGGGCCAGUAUGGUCAACAUUCCUUCAACACCCCGGAGAUCUAUGACACUAACAACCGGUGUUGGACAAAGGUCACAUUCCCUGAGUCUCACCAGCGUCACUCGAGAAAAUAGCCCACGUCCAAGCUUGAAAUCUACACGGCGGGCCAGUGUCACAUUAGGACAUGCUCAGGCACUCGGACCAGGAGUCGCUAAACCGUUAGAAUUGGGAUCUUCUCGUCCCUCUACCAAAUCCACACCAAGGUAUUCACUUCAAGAAGCAGAAAACAGAAAGUCGGCAGGAAGUGUUACCAUAUCGAUAGAUGACAGGAGACGACUAUACCUAAAGUCAGUACACGAAGAAUCCCUGAAAUACACUUCUUAUGGAUCUAUAUCUUACCAGCUGCACGAGGCCAACCAUGAAGCUACAGGAUUGGUGGAUUUUAUCUUCAGAGCUCUAACUGUUAUUGGUUCAUCCGCUCUUCUCACAGCGUUCCUCGCGUGUUUCUCGGUUCUUCCUGUGCUAAUGAUGAUAUUUGGAAUUCAGUAUCUCCAGGAUUGUCCAAAACAACCCAACAUACCAGUGUAUCUACUAGUAGGUGGCGCUUUCGGGUUGAUUAAAAUAAUUUCCACAGGAUGGCGACAAACAAAAGGGCGUCAUUAUGAACCGCCGUCGGAAGCACUCACUGAUGGCGACGUAGACGAGGUUUUGACGACGACAUCUUUGAAGAUCACUGAUUACGCUCUAAGCAUUUUCCUUGUGGUUUGGUUUAUUAUGGGAAAUUAUUGGGUCUUUAGUAUUUACAAGCCACGCUAUGAGCCUUUGCUUCAUGACCCCAACAAUUGGUGUGCAAAAUCCGUUUAUCUAUUUUCAGUUAUCCAUUUAUAUGUCUGCUAUGGUGUGGUGGUGUUGUUGGUCAUUUUAUUCUCUGUUUUAUUUCUGUGCAUUCGUACCUGUGGUGUAUGUGAUCAAAAAGUGUGAUAUGCUACAUGUGAAGCACAAGUGUACAUUUUUAAAUAUAUUUAGUGGAAGUAUGAUGUAAUGUUAACGUACAUAAAUUACAUGUUUGUUUGUUUUAUAUUGAGAGAAGGGAGUAAUAGCCCUAAUAUUUAACGUACGGAAAUCAAAUUCAAAUAAUCCGACUUACUAUUUUCUGCUAUAAAUACAGAAUUAUUUCAAUAUUUUGGGUCCUUGUA